UAUAUAUGAAAGGCAUCUUCUUGGAGGCCUUGUCGAACUCUCUGUGUAUUUGCUGAUCGAAAAGGUCCCCAUGGGUUCGGAGAAGAAUCAGGAGACCCCUGAAGUGAGCAAUACGAAGGAGUCCUCAGAGAAGACGAAGGGUCCUCCAGAUCAAGUGGAUUCUGAUCAUUCGCAGGAUGACGGCCAGGAAGAAAUCUCAACCUCGUCCGGUCUAAAGGUUCAUGGGUUCGAAAAUGAAAUGAUUUCACUGGAAAAAAUACUUAAACGGCGACAAAGUGAGGAUGAAUUCAAGGCAAUUGGGAUCGUCGGUGAACUAGGUGUCGGGAAAUCAACUCUUUGCCGAGCUCUUCUCAACAAGAAUGAGGUCAAAACCAGCUUCCUUCCCAGGAUUUGGGUACGCAUGUCCAAGAAAAGUGAAGCAGAGAACUCAGAGGAAGCAGUCGUUAAAAGAAUGUUGGAGUGUCUUGGAGUUGACGAGGAGAUCAUUAAGAGCAUCUGCAUGGAUAAUGGACGCGCCCUCGAUGAUAAGGAACGCCUCAAUGCUUUACUUUAUGCUCUGCAUCUCCAACUGAAUGGUAAGAAGUAUCUCAUCGUGCUUGAUGAUGUUUGGAAAGAGGAUGAAUGGUACCGAGAUUUGAGUGCUGCAAUAAAUCGUAGCUAUGAUUGGAAUGAACGUCUUGCAUAUGGAUUGCCAAAAGGAAACGGGGGAACGGUGAUUGUCACGAGCAGGAAUAAGGAGGUAGCGAAGAAGAUGGUCGGGAAGGAAGAAAACAUACAUAACCUUCUGCCACUUUGGAACCAAGAGAGCUGCUGGUCAAUAUUCACAGACACGGUCGAGAGAGAGAAACAGGUGUUGAACUUGAUGGGUCAAGAAGAUUUAGAAAAAGCAAAGAAGGAUCUUUUCGAAAAGUGUGGUGGCCUUCCACUCGCAGCAAAGAUGAUGGGGAAAGCUAUGGCGGAAAAGCUGAAAGAAGAAGCAGCCGCAAAAGCCCAAGUUUCUGUUUCUGUUCCUGUUGCCGAAAGAAUUGAGACCCACGACGACGGAGCGUCCGGAGAAGGCACAGGUCAUGUUGGUGAUCUCCAAAGAAGCCACAUCCACUAAAGUUUAAGCGUCGGGAAAUUAAACGCCAAGAUGCUGCCACAGGAAGCGGGAUCGACGAAGAACCGUAAUUUACGAAGUACUUACUGCAUUUAUCCAACGCUUUUGUCUUCGUUUUAGCAUUAAAGUUUUUUCUUCAAUUCCUUCUUAUCGAUUCAUAUAUAUGAUCGGUUUUGUCCACGACAGUCUUCUUUAUCCAAAGGUAUAUGUCUUAAAUUAUCUUUUGAUCUCGUGUACUUUCACGUUCACCAGAAGGACUUCCCUCCAAUGUUCAAUUGCGUUUUGUGAUC
Molecule: messenger RNA, 1389 nt
Organism: Juglans microcarpa x Juglans regia
Lineage: Eukaryota; Viridiplantae; Streptophyta; Magnoliopsida; Fagales; Juglandaceae
Product: probable disease resistance protein At5g45490
Exons: 2
Coding region: 71-1102 (343 amino acids)
Biological process (GO): defense response to other organism
Molecular function (GO): ADP binding
Source: RefSeq, a predicted model, not a curated record